This is a messenger RNA of Penicillium cataractarum, 2811 nucleotides long. RefSeq names its product RING finger protein. The coding region runs from base 1 to 2811 and encodes 936 amino acids. NCBI's taxonomy places the organism in Eukaryota, Fungi, Ascomycota, Eurotiomycetes, Eurotiales, Aspergillaceae. The transcript has 6 exons. The record is from RefSeq and is a predicted model, not a curated record.
AUGGCUGCGGCGGAUCCGCCGGCAGGUCUCAUGGACAUCGCCAGCACUCUGUCCCAGGACGAAAUUCCGUUCAAGCUGCGAUGUGCCAUUUGCAACAAGUUGGCGGUGAAUGCUUUUCGCCUUCCUUGCUGUGACCAGUCUAUCUGCGAGACCUGCCAGACAUCUCUCCCCGAUACCUGCUCCGUAUGCGCGCACACCCCGGUCUCGCCAGAUCUGUGUAAACCGAACAAGGCACUGCGAACUACUCUUAAGGUCUUUUUGCGAACGGAAGAGAAGAAACGGGAGAAGGAAAGACAGUCGGCUGCGGCCACGCCCGUGAUUACCACCCCCGCGGAAAACGAUACAAUUCCCACGGAGGCUGUUACGAAACAGAAGCAAGUCGAGGAAGCCCCGGUUGAGGUUGCUGAAACCACUGCGCCUGCCGAGACGAAGCCCGUUGAAGCUGCAAAUGAGGAACCGGCUGGAGAUGCGGCAGCAGACACGGAUGCGCCUGUAUCGACCGAGCCUGUGACUGAGCCCGAGACCAAUGACCACGCCGAAACGAAUGGUGACGACGCUGCGGGCGCUACAACGGAUCCCGCUACCGAGGCAGAUGCCCAGCCUACUCCCAAUGGCGACCACCUGGCUGACGAUGAAUCUGCCGCGAAGGAUACAUCUCAACAAACCGAUGCCAACAUGAUGAACGCGGGCCCUGGAGGCUUCUCUGGCAUGGGUGGUUGGAAUGGAAAUAACAACUUCAACGGAAUGAACCCCUACAUGGCCAACCCCAUGUUGAAUUUCCCCAACGGGGUGGGAAUGCCUAUGACAAUGGACCCAAUGGCUGCUAAUCAGGGGAUGUUCGGAGAAUACGGAAUGAACAUGACUGGUAUGGGCAUGAACAUGGGAAUGAACUUCAACGGGCAGGGCAUGUAUGGAUCCUUAGGAUGGGACGGCUCUCAGCAAAACAUGUGGCAAGGCGGCCAAGAUAAAUUCAAUCCAAAUGCUUUCGCAAAUGGCACGGGCCCUCCCUAUGGUGGAGGAGCGUUUGGCGGGUCUAAUAUGUCUUACCCUUCUAGCUCAGACUACCAGUCUGGUUACUACGGGCCGGGAUAUGGCCGUGGAGGUGGGUAUCGCGGUCGUGGCCGUGGUUAUUAUCAAGGUGGUCCCGGUCGAGGUGGAUAUGGAGGCUCUGGACAAGGCCAUUUCCCUCCUAAUGGUAACUCUGGAUUUCCUAACGGCCAGCCUGGUCCCGGUGGUGCCUCAGUCGGAGCCGAUGGAACCACCAGCAACCCUGAAGAUCCUUCUCAAAUGAAUGAGACUGCCGGUACAGACCCCGUAUCAAAUGGACACCCACAGACUGGAGAUGGUGCCGCAGACACGACCACCGAGCCUAGUGCUCAAGAUAACCAAGGCGACCAAUUACAAGGGAUCCCCACUAUUGAUAGCCUGGAUCAAGCCUCUGGCCAGAUGGAGCAUAACGGCUAUCAAAACCACAUGGCCCAGGGGUAUGGACGCGGCGGAUACAUGCGAGGUGGUUUCUCUGGAGGCCGCGGUGGAUACUGGGGCGGAAUGCCCGGUUCGUAUCAGCCUCAGAUGGAAGCUCGAAACCCCGGGGUUGAGGGCGCGCCAGCUGCGCCGCGUGCAAUGCGACAGGGUCUUCCAAAUACGAGUGUCUUCCGCCAACGCGGAUUCCAUGUUCAUGGAAAGGCAUCGGUUGGCAGUAAUACACCGGCCGCAUCUCAAAGGGGAAACUCUGAAGCUCCACAGGACGCUCCACGCACUCGAUCACCCUCGAGAGCUCCUUCCCAAGCCCAGGGGCCAGGAUCAAGGUCUCGCUCCCCAUCUCAAGGCCGAGCUUCCCGCGUUCGCUCACCUCUCGAUGACAAUCGGGAUGGCCACCAAGAGCCAGAGUCAAAACGACCAGGUAUCGUGCAAGAACUCAAGCUAGCUGACCGUCGUUCGCGCUCUCCUUCACGAAUGUCAUCCCGUCGAUCGUCACGACGCAGAGAUCGUGACGAGGAUCGAGACCGCAGAAGUAGUCACCGUUCACACCGCUCUCGUCGCCAUCAUAGCCGAAGCGACAGUCGCAGUCGCACUCGCAGUCCCACGAGGAAUGGAGACGCACGUCACCCUGAUCGUCUAAAGCAGAUUGCCGAAGAAAAGGAACCUAACGGUCAUGACAAGGUAUCUUCUGAGACUGGCGAUCGUGGGGAUCUCGCCAGUCGUGUCAGUAACGGCCACCGAUCUGGCAGGGAUGGACAGAGUCGACGUGAAGAGGAUCGGGAGAGGGAACGGGAUCGUGAUCGUCAUCGUGACCGCGCUCGAGACGGGCGUCGUCGUGAAAGAGACCGGGACCAGGAUAGACGUGGUGAUCGGGAUCGUGAUUCGGAACGAGAGCGUCGUCAAAACCGAGAUCGAGAGCGAGAGCGGGAUCGUGAUCGUGAUCGUAAUCGUGAUCGCGGCGGUGAAAAAGAACGCGAUCGUCGUGAGCGUGGUGCUGAUCGCGAGAGAGAGCGCAAACGUCGUCGCGGCCGCUCCGAAUCCCCCAACACCAACGAUCGCUCCUCGCAGCCUCAAGCUCGCCGCGUGAAAACCAACGGCGAAGACCGGAAUCGCGAUCAAACACGAGCUCAGGCCGCAAAGACCGAAUCUGAAAAAGAUCCUUACACUCUGGAACGGGAAGCCCGCAAUCGCGAACGUCUCCUGCGUGAACAACAAAAUCGGGGUAGCGCCAAAUCGAGUACCUCCAAGUCCAGCAACCGCCGGGAUAGCCGUCAGGAACGUCUAGUAGGCGGUCGUCGUAUCAAUUACAAAUACGAAGAUGAGCUUUAG